Plodia interpunctella (Indianmeal moth) is the source of this 7304-nucleotide messenger RNA. It is a transcript of the gene Snoo, whose product is annotated as Sno oncogene. Gene Ontology annotation, biological process: negative regulation of BMP signaling pathway. Gene Ontology annotation, cellular component: nucleus. The transcript is spliced from 2 exons. Gene Ontology annotation, molecular function: DNA-binding transcription factor activity, RNA polymerase II-specific; RNA polymerase II cis-regulatory region sequence-specific DNA binding; SMAD binding. Bases 715 to 2022 code for a protein of 435 amino acids. NCBI's taxonomy places the organism in Eukaryota, Metazoa, Arthropoda, Insecta, Lepidoptera, Pyralidae. The record is from RefSeq and is a predicted model, not a curated record.
AAACAAGAACGGUACCUAAGCCCUUCUGGGACCAAUUUAAAUAAGUUUCUUUGGGAUCUCUUCUCAGAAGUGGUCGUUUCCUGUAGGUAGUUUAUUAUUUUUAUAUUGUAUAUAAAAUUUGACGAAUUUCUGAAUGUUUUGACUGUAAAUACCUCUCUACCACUCUAUACGCGGCUUUAUCUUUGAGACGGGCGGGCCUCGGCUCGCGCCGCCAUUCUGGAUAUUUUGACGGGAAGGUCGGUCACGUGACACGGCGACGGGUGAGGGGCGCGGGGCGCCGGCUAGACUCUACAGUAGCCGAGCCAUCCGUCUGCUGCUUUGACUGCGGCCAGUCGCCGGAAUCUACGCCCCAGUCUCAGACUCUCGCCCUUAUUGCGUAUCGUUUCUUUCACAUGUCUCUGUCGAUUUGUGCUCGAAAUAUUUAUUCAAUCAAUGGAAUGCGUCUCUAUAUUAUGUGUUUCGACAGAAUCUGUGAAAAAAUACGCCCGGAUCCUUGAUAUGUCAGCAUAAUUUUCAUAUUUUUGCACGGGUGUGCGAGUGGCGACGGGGCGGAGACGCCGCAAGCCGGCGGCGUUCGCUCGGCCCGGCCGUCGCGACGGCUCAGCGCUCGUCAGACAUGUUUCGAUCGCGGUCGCAGAGCGUCGCGCUCGCCGGCGCGUAGGUCGGUCGUGACAUGCGCCUCUCGAGGUCCAGCAACGGUGGGGGUGACCGAAUAUGGAUGUAGUGACGCCGCACAUCACCUCCGUGCUGAAGACGUACCAGGCCAGCGCGCCACGCAGCCUGCAAGGGCCCGGCUGCGGGCGCGCGGAGCGCGAGUGUGGCGACGCGCCGCCGCCGCCGCCGCCGCGCGCGCCGCCGCCCAUCCUGCUGGCCGCCGACCCCGUGCUGGGUGAGCGCGGCGAGACCUUGCUGGAGGGAGAGCCCAUCUCCUGCUUCAGCGUGGGCGGCGAGCGGCGGCUGUGUCUGCCGCAGAUCUUGACCUCGGUGCUGACCAACUUCACAUUGGAGCAGAUCAACCGCGUGUGCGAUGAACUUCAGAUAUACUGUUCGCGGUGCACGCCCGAGCAGCUACACGAGUUGAAGUCGACGGGCGUGCUGCCGCGCUCGGCGCCGUCGUGUGGGCUGAUCACGCAGACGGACGCGGAGCGGCUAUGCGCAGCGCUGCUGCACGCGCCGGCGGCCUCCAGUCCGCACAAGCUGCCCGGGUUCCGGGUGUACCACGAGUGUUUCGGUGGCGGACGAGGGGUGUGCGCGCCCGACUUGAACCUAGUGCAGUGUUUGGAGUGCCGGUCGUUGUACACGCCGCGCCGGUUCGUGUGCCACUCGCACGAGGCGGAGCACCGCACGUGCCACUGGGGCUUCGACUCGUCGCGCUGGCGGCGCUUCCUGCUGGUGGCGGACGAAGAGAAGGAGAAAGAUAAAUGUGCGGCGCUGCUGGACGACCUGGUCGCGAAGGAGGCGGCGGCCGCGUCCGCCGUCGCGCCGGCUCCUAAACACCAACUCAGUUUGAAAAGAAAACAGGUGGUUGAGACUGUGGUCUGCAAGCCGGAGCCGGCUGAGUCGCCGCCGAAGAAGGCCCGGGGCGACGACUGCAGCUACGCCCUAUACCUAGACCCUUACGCGCAGCUACACUACCAGGCAUUAUCCGCCUUCCGCCCUUGGGGCAAGCGGGAGCCUGUACUACAGAACCCUGAAAGGGUGGUCCGCGUCGCGCACUGCGCAAGAUUCCAAAGGGACUUCCAACCGAAUGUAGCUCUGAAACCCCUGACCCCGCCUGUCGAUGACGUCACAUCUUCGACCUCGCCUCCCCCAACCGAGCCCGAGCUCACGGCCAGGCUACUAGACGCCGAGGCUCGGCUGGCGGAGCGAGCGCGGAGACUCGACGAGAGAGAGGCCGAGCUGGUUCGCAGGGAAGCCAUGCUCAACGAGAGAGAAGCGGAGCUCGCGCGGCGGGAAAGGGAGGAGAAGAGCUCAGCACCGAACGCUUCCCCGCCGAAGCAGAAAACCGAGCCGCCAUGUUGACCAACAACGGUCAUCAUGAGGGUGGUCAAGUGACUAGCGAAUGCUCAGUGACAUUUGUGUCCACAGUACAAAACGUUCGGAAAUGACAGCUGUAAAUAAGUUUCCAAUACACUUUUCUCAAUGGGAUCUGGGACUAGAUUUAGAGACUCGCUCGUUUGUACAGUGAGCGACACAUCACAUGUUUAAUCAGUUCUACAACGGACCUUGGCUAGACGUUACAAUAGGUGUAUGUACAUAAUCAUAUCAAGUACAGUUUUAUGACAUUAUUGUUUAUACAUAUACAGUUUUCUUAUAGUCUCUUCAACGUGUGCCAUUCUGUAGGUACCUCUGUUACCUUUCAUCAAACCUCAGUCUGUGCUCUUUCAAUAAUUAACGAAAUACUCACAUUAAUAUAGUGAAAUAGUUAUAAAUAAACCAUAAGCAUAAUUUAUACAGGGUUAUUUUUAAGGUUUUCGUUUUGCAAUAUGUACGGUAUUAUAUUCAUUUAAGUUCUCCCUCUCUCAUAUAGAUGAAACAUAUUUUUAUUUGCAGAAGUACACUCUGAACAGUUGUGAUGAUAUUUGUUUUGUGUUAUAACUAAAUAACUCUGUAUAAACCUCAACAAUACCAAAUAAUAAUUCAGUAUAAUAGUGUAUCCACGUCGUCAUGCCUCCAAUUUGUUUUAAAAUAUUUUUGGAACUGAUUCGUAGCAAUUUCAUAGAGGCACGUGAAGAUUCGACUUCACUAAGUUCAGCUGUAAGGCCUUUUAAAACAUGUAAGUGACGUCUUAGCAAACGUAAUUAAAAUUUUACAGGCCUGCAGUUCGACUAGUGUGAACACUCUUUGUAUAAAAAGUGGAUCUUGUAUUUUUACAUUAGUCCAGACCGUCAAAUCUAAAAAUUAAGGGGGUUAAUCCCGCAUUCUACCUCAUUGUAAUUAUAAAAGAAAUUUGGCUAAACUAAUAAGUGUUAUAAGCUGAUUAUAAUUUUAGACUUUGAUUUCGAGUCUAUACUAUUGAGCAAUAAUUGUCUAAACGUGUAAAUUGACACUGCCUGAAGUUUGUUAUCGAUCUGUAUUCUUUUAAAUUAUACGUACCGGUAGCUAAUAUACAGUUUACAGUAGUAAGGUAUAAUGUAAGAUGUUCCAUCUUAUUUGAACAGCCUCUUGCAGAUUGAAUAUAACUGGCAACAAGAAAUAAAUAGUAAUAUUUAUUUGAAAAUCGAGCUGCCAAAUUUAAAAUAACGUAUUUAAUUUGCAUUUCGUGUUAUUACAAAUACGUAUAAACGAAAUAGCUGUUCUGUUAUAUGUAACGGUUAGUCCUGGUGUAGGUUUAAUAAAAUAGGUACAUAAACACAGUUUUCAUCUCGGCGCUUGACAUAACUAAUUAAUUCAAAGGUAACAUUGGUUUUAUAUAAACUCAAUGCCAAAUUCGAUAAUUUUGUAAUAUCAAUAACUAGGAAAUGAAAAUGGUUAUUAUCUUUCGCCAGUAGAUGUGCAUUUUCUUUAGUGAAAUAUUUUUGACUGAAGUUUGUGACUAUGUAGAAAAAUGCGUUGUGUAUUUUCGUGAUAACUUGAUUCUUUGGCGAUUAAGUGUAUUACUUUAGUUCUUUUAAGCCUAUUUCAAUAUAGUUUGAAAUACAUCACAACUACAAUAGUAUCGGCGUUUAGUUUAAAAUUGGUUUAUGGGGAUAAAAUUAAAAAAAUAAAAAAAAAACAUUACUAAGCUUAUUGUAAAGCUGUUUUCACGGAUUGGAAUUAAUUGGCGGGCUUUCGUUAGCGCAAUAUAAUUGUGAAAAUAUUAUGUGGAAUAAAAUUUCACUAUUAAAGUGACUGUUUUAUCAUUGGCAAAGCUCAAAUUGUAGAAAAAAUUGUUUAUCUUUCAAUUAUGUGGUUUUUUUUUCGUUUUGAGAGAGUGCUAUGUUAAAUUUGUAGGUAGGUAGUUGUUAAAAAAUAAGAUUUUGGACUUAGGUUAUUAAUCUCUAGUCAGAGACUUUUUGAAAAAUAAAUUACCAUUUACUUAUUAAUAUAUAUAUAUAUAUAUUAUUAAUCUAUUAGGUACAUAACCAUAAGCGAGUGUAAUAAAAGUAACUUAUUGUUUAAAUAUUAAAAAUGUAGUGUGUAGGUUCCUUAGAAAUUGACUGUAAUGUCUUUUAUAUAUAUUUAUGUGUUUUAAGUUAUACAUUUAUUAUAAUUCUGAAACUUUUCUAUCAGUACUCUGUUGUUGAUACGUAUUUUGGUGCUAUGAUAUUUUGGCUUGGCUAACGUUAUAUUUAAUUUUACGAUGUAAAUAAUUAUCAUUUUAAAAUAGUUUGUAUUUAUUGGCAAUGUUUGGUUUUUUUUUAUUGAAAUUGGUUUUUUGAAAACUUUUUUGUCGGAUUUCUUAGAAAUACUUAUGAUUCGCAUAGUGAAAUGGCUUAGCCGUUGGUAACCUAAAAUUCGCUUUAUUCGCGUAGGUUAUUUUUUAUAUAGUGUGCUUGUAUCGAUGGAAAAGUUUCAAAAAAACAUCACGCCUCACUGUCUCGGCCACAAAUAAAUGGUGCUAAAUAAAUACCUAAUAAAUUUAAAGUGACUUUCUUUUUCUAAACACGUUUAAUUCACAUUUUUAAAAAUUAUUCCUGUAUUCUCACUUGCAAUGUCGUCGAAUGUAGAGAGACAGUGAGCCGUGUGUUUGUCUAUGGUGCGAGGAAGUCAGGCUGUAAUUUUUUAAUACUUGUAAAACACGCAAUGGAACUGUCUCUAUUUGUAUUGUUUUUGCCAUAAACUGAUUAAAAUAAUCUAUCAAUUUUAAGUAUGUACGCAUCACGACUUUGGCAUAAUUAGGAACACGAUAUUCUCACAAUCAAGCCUACUCUUAAACAUAAGAAAAAAUGACAAAUGCAAUCAAUAGUUGUACAAUAUACAUAAAUAAUAAUUUAGAACCUCACAGAUCCUAAUUAUGCCAUUGUUUACCCGCCAUAAAAUGAAGAUUCAGUUGCAUAAGGAACAGAAGACUAGCGUGGUUGGUGAUUUGCCAGGGUAUAUAGCAUACUCCUGUGAUCUCAAUGUAUGAUUGUUAAUUACUUAAAUACAUCCGUUUUUAAAAUGAUGGUGUGAUGGUCGCAAAUUCUAAUUGUUAAUUCAUUGAAAAUGGUACCUGCCAUAUGUCGUCACGAUAACGUAGUUUUCAUCAAGAUUUUCCCAAAUGUUAAAAACAACAAUUUUUUGGGGUUUGCAUGACGAUGAAUAGAGGUGACGUCACAUUUAUCGAAGUCAAAACGAGUUCCAAAUAAACUUGGUUAAUUAGAACUAAAGAAGACCAAGUCGUGCAAUAAAUAUGAUCAAUUGAAUGCAUUUAUGAAAUUUUUGAUGCAACCACUAUUGUUUGUUUGAGGGAACUCCACUACGACUUUAGAAGUAGGUAAAACAGCAAAAAAUUUGCAUUGUGCAUAUUUGAUAUCAAAUGUAAAAUUUUUGCUUUUGUGGUGAAUAAAGCUGUUUUGUUGUUGUCUUAAUAAAACAGUGCCAAUUUUCCGAAUGGUGUUGCGUCCGAUGUCAUUUCUGAUCGUAACCCCUACUGCUUAGUCUCUGAAGGUGACAUUGCAUGGUACAUUUUUUUUGCAAUUUUGGUUUUUUGUAAUCACACACAUAACUAUUUAACACAGACAAAUUCAAGUACACAUUAUAUUAUUACGUUUUUGUGUAGUUGCGGUGGAUAGGUGAUGUUUUGUGCCAAUCAUAUCGCGUGUGGAAGAAAAUGCGAGGCUAAAAGCAGUAGGUGUUAUAUAAGAAAUUGCAUAUUAAAUGUAACAAUAUAACUUUAAAGAAAAAAUAAAGAUAUUGGACAGGUACAUGAUUAAUGUUUAAAGGCUUUGGAGUUAAUUUCCUCAUCAGGUUUAUUAAAUCUAAAUAACCAUCGUAAUUUACACAUACCUUCAAUACCGGUGCUUUUGAAAGGACUUCACAAUCGUCUGACAAGAAUCUGUUGGCAUUUUAGAGGGGGCGCCACCUUCGUUUUAAAUAACAAAUUUUAAUAGCUUAUAAAUUAAUACGCUUUUUUACCACGCGCCAAAUGAUUCUUGUCAGCUCAGAAAGUAGAUAGAGAUAUUUUUAAUUUUUUCUGUAUCUACGAUCUAAGAAAUUGUCAAUCAUGACCAAUAUACAAAGGCCGGUCCUUCAACGUCGAAAAUUUUCAUUGCUAAACACUAUUGAAGUGUAUGUGUAUGUAUGUAUCAUUAUUGUAAUUAGUUUCUAGUUAGAUUCAUAUUGAUUUUUAAGGAUUUUAAAUAGCUUUUUAUUGAAAUGAUCCAAAUGUAUGACAACAUAAGUAUGGAAUAUGUCAUCAUCGUAAUACAAAUCUAAAGUUACAAUGCUGUUAGAUAAUUUCAACGCUGACAACAACAACGUGGCCAAUCUGUCUGAUAGUGCCACAUAUUGCCGUGUGGCUUCUUUCAUAGCGCGGAUACUAUUUGAAAUUCUUACUUUCCCGUAUUUAGGUAUUCUUACUUCCCGGUAGGUAGUUAUUUCAUAGUAAUUAUAACCCUAAAAUAUGUUUAACAAUUUAAAUUGUAUUUAAAUUUUCAAUGAAAUUAUGUUAUCCGAUUUAUUUUUGACAGUCUGAUGUUUCGAUGCUUUCACUUCAGUUUCUAACAGAAUUAAAAUUACUUACGUCUACAUGAAAGGAGUUUAUGUUUAACGUCAGCACCACACUGUCACCGAACUCAGACACAUGCCGACGCAAAUUCGUUACCAUUGCGUAGUUAGUAUGAGUGAUUUUAUUUAUCGUAAUAAAAAACUAGCAAUGUAUACCGAAUCCGCAAAAGUUUGAUAAACUGUUCGACGACAGCGUGGAGCCGUCGCAGAGUUCGAAUCGAAUGUUAUUGAUUAAUUCAAAUUAAUUACAAAAGUUUGAUUACAAGUCUUGCCCAAAUUGUCACACCGGCUCCCUAGAUGGCGGUAGUUGUAAUAUAAUUUAAAUAUUUUAAGGAAUUUUAUUCAAAAUCUUUUGUAACAAAUACCUAUUUAGAUUUCUUUUAUGAUCGCAUACACCAGCUUAAUUAUGAAUUGUGUGUUUAUAUCAGAAUUUGUGUUGUUAUGAAAAGAACUUUGAAUUAAGAUAUUCAUGUUGAAUUUUAUUAAACCAGAUUGUAUGAAAUUGUACCUGAUACCGAUAAAUUAGAGUUAUAAGAUUAUAAAGUAUAAUGAAAUAUAACUUAAUGUUCUGUUAUGCACACACAUGUUCGUAACGUGUGGUUUCGAAAUGUGUUUUUACUUGAAAAUAAAAAGCUUGUAAGUACCUUGUGGAGCAAUAAAAUGAAUGAUUUCCA